GCGAAAGUAAAACCCCUCGGACGCGGCGAGUGUCGUCGCACGCGAUUUUACCAGUGUUUAAUGGCGUAAUACGCGCCGCGCCGAUUGCGCCUACCUUGCGAGAAUUCCUCGCGUGGAAAGCGCGCGCGCCUCAUCCCGAAGCUAAACGCGAAGCUAAACAGUGCCUUCCGCUUAAAUUAGAAAGAAACGCGAUUAAGUCGGCUCUUUAAGCGGAAACGGCGAUCCAAAGUGGAGUAGAGUCGCGGAGGGAAGCCGCGAGGCACCCGCUCCCGGCCGGGCUUGUCGGCCUAAACGCGAUGGGUGGACACAAAAGUCAUUUUGAUCCAGCUGCUAACUGAAUCGCGUGUUGGUGAUGCUUUCUACUGUCACAUGUCACAUGACUAAGUGCGCGAUUGACCGCGUUUCAACGUCUCGUCGUCUCGUUAAAUGUCGCGGCCGGAUGACGGGUCCGCGCAGACCCCGCGAGUCUCUUCCCGCGGCCCGCCAAAUAGCAUAUUAAACAAGAAAAUUGUUUAUGCGAAUUACUGAAUGCGGCCUCAAUCGAGCGCCCGCUCGUAAUUCCCUUUGUUCAAAAUCGUCGAUCAUCGCGACGACGGCAAGUGUCGCGUUCAUCGCCGAAUGAUUGCUAUCAGCGGCUCCACCGACCGCCUGUGUCCACGGUUCAUUUUCUACCUUAGACGGGGGGGUACGUAAUGCGCGGAACGGCAAUUAACGAUACCGCCGAGGGAUUUUCCAAUUUCUUCGGGCUGCGCCUUCGCGAAUCGAGCACUGACGGCGAUCGGACAUGAAAAGUCAAACUGCCGCAGUUAACUGGAGCUUGUUCCAAUGUCCCUAUCGCUUUUUAGUCCUGUCCUCAAGAAACGAUACGUUAUAACAAUUUUGGCCCACUUCAACCACACUCUAUUUAAACUGCUCUUUCAAAGUUCGAUGGCUUCUCUUCUAACAUGCAGGCGCUUAACGGGAAAGUUGAGGAGAAUUAGACGCGUCUAAAGAAACGCUCGCUGUUUACAAUCGUGUAAGCAUAUAGGAAGCGGCUGGAAGCUGACAAAGUCAUACGUGGAAAUACGAAGAAAAGCAAAAGCCGUGGACAUGUUCGUCAGUCAAAGUUGGAUAGAAUCUCGACUGAAUAUGCCUGAAGAGAUUUUCGAGGAAGGCGACGAUUAUGUCAUACUUCCUCCGGAAUUUUUCGAUAAUCUCUGGCAACCGGAUCCAUAUUUUUUAAAUUCCAAAGUUUCCGAGAUCGCGACUCUAAGCCAUAAGUUCUCAUUGGUCACGUUGUACCGGAAUAAAACCAUUAAAUAUUCCGCACGCAUUAACGCUAUAGUCGCCUGCCAAAUGGAAUUCCAGUUGUAUCCGAUGGACAUUCAAAUCUGUCCAAUUUAUAUAGAGAGCUUUUCCUAUAACAACAAGAAGUUACGCUUAAAAUGGGGUGCGGGCGGUGUUACGGUGAAUCCUGAAUUGAAGCUUCUGCAAUACGACAUUGGGAGGCCUGCGGCACUCGAAGAAACUAUAGAUUAUAUGCUUGAGAAAAAUGGAAAUUUCUCGCGGCUGGUAGUUUUCCUUCGUUUCGAGAGGCAGAUCGGCCACCACUUGAUACAAACGUUCGCACCGUCGACUCUGGUGGUGAUGCUCUCCUGGUUCAGUUUCUGGCUGGGCUUGGACGCGAUUCCUGGUCGAGUGGCACUCCUGGUGACGAGUAUGCUCACGUUGGUGACGAUGUUUACCGGUCUUAAGAGCGACAUUCCACCAGUGGCGUAUAUCAAGGCAUUGGAUGUCUGGAUGGCUGGCUGCAUGAUGUUCGUGUUCGCAGCUCUGGGUGAAUUUGUCGUAGUCAAGGUGCUCGAUUUGCCACGCGACAAAAAUGAUUCGCAAGAUUCCAUGGAACCUCGCUCGGUCUCGCGAUUAACAGCGAUGGUGAAGAGACAUAGCAUUUGGGAUGAUGAAUUCGUUUACGCAGCCAAGCCGAAGAAUAAGCACGUCAAUAAUCAUCUACUGUCGACUCUAUGGCUAGAUCCCGAGUGUCAGAUAAUGCAAACGCACAAAACCCGCUCUCAGAAAAUAGAUUGUUACAGCAGAAUUGUGUUUCCUAUACUCUUCUUGCUCUUCAUCAUUCUAUAUUGGCCGAUAAUAUUGCUCAAAAGCGCCAUAACAAAAUGACAUGCGUCCUAUUGAAUCUUUAUUAUUCU
Vollenhovia emeryi is the source of this 2186-nucleotide messenger RNA. RefSeq names its product glycine receptor subunit alphaZ1 (gene alka). Gene Ontology annotation, cellular component: membrane; synapse; neuron projection. Lineage: Eukaryota; Metazoa; Arthropoda; Insecta; Hymenoptera; Formicidae. The transcript is spliced from 9 exons. Gene Ontology annotation, biological process: regulation of membrane potential; nervous system process; chloride transmembrane transport. Gene Ontology annotation, molecular function: chloride channel activity; neurotransmitter receptor activity; extracellular ligand-gated monoatomic ion channel activity. Bases 1090 to 2157 code for a protein of 355 amino acids. The record is from RefSeq and is a predicted model, not a curated record.